AUGUUUUGUAAAGCUGAACAAGAAGCUCUAGUUGCUGGCCAUGGUCGUGUCAAUCAACUUGGUGGAGUUUUCAUAAAUGGUCGCCCGUUACCAAACGAUAUCCGUCGAAAAAUUGUUGAAAUGGCUCAAGAAGGAAUUCGUCCAUGUGUCAUUAGUCGUCAACUGCAAGUAUCGCAUGGCUGCGUGUCUAAGAUACUUUCUCGUUACAACGAAACAGGCUCUUACAAAGCAGGUGUCAGUAACAAGCGCAGAGUGAAGAACAACACUGUUCAACACGAAUAUGGCAACUCAACAACCGAGGAAUCGGAUGAAAGCAAAAAUAAUUCCUUGAAUGAUACUUUGCCAUUACGUUCGAAUAUUAAUACACGUCGUUCUCGUUCGUCGUUUACUUCGGAACAAUUGGAUGUUCUCGAACAAUUCUUUGCUCAUACACCUUAUCCUGAUGUUACAACGCGAGAAGAUCUGGCACAACGUUUAAAUAUUGAACAAAGUCGAUUACAAAUCUGGUUUAGUAAUCGUCGUGCACGCAAACAGAAAACGGCAAGAUCUGUUUCGAAUGAAGAGAACAUCAUGCCAACUUACGAAACAUCUGCUGUUCCAGAAACUGCAGCAUAUGCUGUUAAUGAUCCUGUUUUUGAUCCGAGAAUCACUUCUAGUCCAUCUACAAACUAUUGGCCAGCGAUGUCUUCAAUGAGUUAUGGGUCGACAUAUCCAACAUAUUAUCCGAUGGCGGAUCAAUAUUAUUCAACGUACGGAAAUUAUCCAACAGCCUACUCGUAUUCCUCGUUUCCAUCUUGCUAUUGA
Messenger RNA from Adineta ricciae, 804 nucleotides. Lineage: Eukaryota; Metazoa; Rotifera; Eurotatoria; Adinetida; Adinetidae. The record is from the annotation of a GenBank genome assembly.